GCUACAAAUUUGUUUCGCUCUUUUUUGUGUUUGGCUAUAAUUCUCUAGCUUUGGGCCACGCCGCCUUGUCCGACCUGGCAACACUGGUAUCAUGAAGCAUCGUGGAGGAUGUUUUGAAGCUUUCGCUUUUUGAAUAGGCCGUAGUGAUCUGUUUUUUGGCAUCUAGUUUCACGUUGGUUGAAAAGUGUGCGGGUGCGGAGACUACCUUACACGAGUUCCACUCCAUCUUGCGCUUAUCACGCCAUGCGCUCACCUGGUCGGUUUGUAGCAAACUGAGAACGGAGCAUGGCAAGCGUGAUGCAUUCGCACGCUGACAGCAACAAUGCGGCGGCCGACGCGCUCAAGGACUUGCGUCUUUUUCUCGCGGGCACCUCUAGCUACGACAGCAAGGUUCGAGGUGCGGAUGUGGCCAAGGCGGCGAUACGGCUGCUCAAGACACUGCCCGUGGCGCGCGAGGCCGUGCUCGAGUACAUGCACAACCUCUUCGACGACGCCGUCAACCGGCACAUCAUGCGGCUCGACUCCGAGGAGACCGGCGUGCCCGUCGAGCUCGAAGAACACGACGUGGCCGUCGAAGAGGUGCAGCGAGUUCUAUCCGGCUUCAUCAAGAGCAACCUGGGUGCCUGGGCGCCUAUCAUAUCGAGCUGGUCGCUGGAGCUGCUCGGCCACCUGACGCGAAAGUACGCCGACCGUCGCAUCGUCCACUACUCGUCCAGCCUGCCCGAGGUGUUGCAGAUGUGGAUGGCGUGCCCGCCGACGCGCACGCUGAUCGACCUGACGACCCAGUGCCUGUCGACGCUGAUCGACACCAACCCGGACAAGUGCAUCGACACGCUGCUCGAGACGUCGGUGCAGCACUCGCCGCACUUCGACUGGGUGGUGGCGCACAUAGGCUCUUGCUUCCCGCACACGGUCAUCACGCGCGUGCUCGCCUGCGGCCUCAAGGACUUCAUCAGCCACGAGGACGAGGCGAUGGGCGCCGUCGAGAGGAACGUGCCCAAGCUCGCCUCGGUCGUCGGCAUCCUGGGCCACCUGGCCGGACAGCACGCGGCCGACAUUCGGCGCGCGCUCGUGGCGCUCAUGCAGGAGAGCUUCGCCGCGAACCCGACGCGCGAGCAGCUCGCCACCAUCCCCUUCCUGCUUCAGCUGGCGUCCAUGUCCGAGCACCUGCUCAACGCCGUCGUCUCCGAGUUCACCAAAGUCCUGUCAGCGGACACACUCAAUAAGCUGUCAACAUUGAUGGGCAAAUGGGAGUCGGCCAAGAUCCCCGGCACCCGAGACCUGCUGAGCCUGACCGUCGUACUCAUUGUGCAGAGCGGCUCAGGCGAUCUGCGCUUCCUUAGCCAGAUUUUGGACAUUGCAUCUGGCGAGAGCGAAUUCUCCUCGGCACUGCUGCCUGCGGUUCCCAACGCAGCUGGUAUGCUGCUGGACAGUGUACUGCUGGAGAUGCAGCAGCGGGUGUUCGCAGGAGCAACCGAGAUCCCACUCUUGUCAGCACUAGAGGCCCGGCUACCCGAGCUGUGUGGCUGGCUGCAGCGCACACGCUGUGGGCCCCGCACCAUGUGGCUCUGGAAUGUGCUGUCCCUCAUAUGUGUCCACCGCAAGGAGAAGACAACCCUCACGGUGCUCAGUCACCUACUGGGCCGCAUCCGUGGUUCCACUGAGCUGCUCUUCUUUCAGGCGUUGAUCUACCAGGUCGAGGUGGUUCACGUGAACUGCCUGACCCACACCAUCUCGCAUCUAAUGGCUGAAUUGCGAUCAGGCCGAGUCCCUAACCCCACCCAGUUGGUUGAGAACCUCAAGAAACUCAGCGGCAAUGCUCAGGUUGGUCUACGUGUUAGCAGCACUGUCUGCAAGUUCGCCGAGGUCUUGGCUGAGCAGAUGCAGCUGUCCUCUGACCUGACGUACGCCGAUGCUGUGGCGGAGCUACUCUCCACGUCUGUGCAGCCAGAGGCCAUGUCCCCCACAGCCGUGGUCAAGGUGGCCGCAGCAGCUGUUGCCUACUUCUUCGCCAUUGUCUGCAAUCCGGCUCACUACGGGCCGUCGCGCAAGUACACGGCCGCCUGCGUCUGCUUCCGUCUGCUGUCCACGCUGUGCACGCGCUCCGUUGCACAACACUUGGCACUCCGCAAUUUGCUCUCUGGGGCACUUGACAACAAGGUCUCUUGGCGAUUUGGCUCGUGCCCACGACGGAGCACUGAAGUGUCCCUGCGGCGACCUCGCUUUGUGCACCUCCUUGACGAGAACCAGAAGUUCGCCACGUCCAUCAACUUCCCGCAGAGCCACUCGUCCAUAGUGCGUGUUGGUGUCAUUGGCUCUGGGCUGCGAAGCGUGCCUCCGUCGCCGCCCAUCGCAGAUCAAGAGGUGGUGUUGAACAAGCAGCUCCUGCUGGAAGCGAUCACGGCAUGUUGCGCCCUGCCGUGGCGCAAUGACAGGCCAUCACCCACGCGGACUUCCCCCGUUGGUGGCAUGAAAAUCGUUGCACUGCUCUUAGUCGAGAUGAUAUCGUCGGAUGUCAUGUUCAACGGGCUUCCUUGGCCAGAUGAAGAUUUCCUCAAGGUGACCAUCGAGCGUGACCUUCACAUCCAGGCCAUGUUUGUGGAUCACCCAAUUCUGUGGGACCUCCUGCGACUGGUGGCAUCAGUGCGGCCGUCGCUGUGCUACUGCAGUGUCCUCCUCCGUGCCGUCAUGGCCGUCGCGAUGACCCACUGGCGCAACUGCCAGGAGAAGGCAGCCGCCUCGAGCCCCAAACAUCUCGAGACCACCCGCACGGUGCUACGCAUCAUGUCUUUGGGCCAGCUGCUCCCGCCAGCCAUGAACAGUCUCGGUGAGGUGCUGCCGCUCUUGAGCCCCUUCGAAGUCUUCUGCGUGUUGUCGGAUGUCUGGCAGUACAUGCGGAACAACGUCCCCAGCCCGGCACUGUUCACACAGAAGAACCCCACGACUGGUGAGCUGUGGCGCGAGUUCAAGGCACCCGCCGCAGACCUCAAGUACAUGGAGCGGCUGAGAGCCAUCAUGAUCAGCAACAUACAGACGUGCGGACUGAUCUUCCAGAAGUUCUUCAGUGUCGACACAUGAAACUGGUGUGAAUGUGGACCUUGCUGAAUGUUGAAAGUGCUGGUCAUUAAGGACCCUAGGUUCGGUAUGCCACCAAUGGUUGCAACAUGUCAUGUAAUGUUACAUCAGCAUGGCUGUCUAAUACCAGUGUUACAUGGCCACUUCCGAUCAAGUCCAAUUUGGAUUGAAUUUCUUAAUCUCUAUCAAAAAUUAUUGCUUCUACACGGUCCAGUUCAGAUUUAGUUUGGAUGAGUUCAAGUACACCAGGUGCCAUUAGUGGGUCCAAACUACUUAUCAGAUUUCCCUAAUACGCUGCAAAAAUUGCAAUAUAAAAUGUUUUUUUUUCUAGGAAAUGUUUCAUUUCUCAUUGUGGGUAAGGCUGUCGUCUGCUGAUAGUCGGCCGCCCUCAGAACUACAUGAUCAUCAGCCUAUGAUCAUCAUCUAGAGGAUCUAUCGCCAUGCAGGGAUUGUGAUUGUCUGGAUUCAUAGUGAGCAAGAUCACAAUCAAAAGUGGCCAUGUAGCAACACUAUACCUGAGUCGAGCUCAAUCCAAAUCGGGCCCAAGCGCAAUCGAAAGUGACCAUGUGACACUGGUAUGAGGCUGUUUUUACUGUAUGAAGUAGUUGGCUCCUUUGCAGAUGUUUGUAAGCCGGUCUCGUGCCACUUAUGUGUCAUGGUUUUUUAUUGUGCUCAAAUUAGGAACUAAGAAAUCAGUUCCUAUUUGUUCUGUUCCUCAGAGCUGCGAUACAUUUUCAAUAAAAUAAUCGCUCUACCACA
Molecule: messenger RNA, 3834 nt
Organism: Dermacentor albipictus
Lineage: Eukaryota; Metazoa; Arthropoda; Arachnida; Ixodida; Ixodidae
Gene: omd
Product: integrator complex subunit 5 omd
Biological process (GO): snRNA 3'-end processing
Cellular component (GO): integrator complex
Source: RefSeq, a predicted model, not a curated record